Paramecium sonneborni is the source of this 1503-nucleotide messenger RNA. The record is from the annotation of a GenBank genome assembly. Lineage: Eukaryota; Ciliophora; Oligohymenophorea; Peniculida; Parameciidae.
AAAAAUAAUAAUGAAUUAAAGACCUUAAUUUGCAAAAGGCUUAAACUCAUAACAAGGAACUCAUCAUAAUAAUUAUGUAAUAAAUUAUAAAAUAAGUAGCCAACAUUUCAAUCAACUCCUUCAGGAUAUAGCUCUAUAAUUUAGCCAUCUUAAGUACCUCAACCACCAGCUUCUGGAAAUAUUUAUACUCCAAUGCCUCCUCCUGCUAAUUAAACUCAUAAUAAUUAAUAAACUUAUUCACCUUUUGAUACUUACAACGCUCCAUAAAAUUCAUAUAUUAAUUAAUAAUAAACAUAAAGUUCAAUUAUUGGUCCAUAUUCAUAUUAUGAAUAAAAAUAUGAGUCUGGAUAUAAGGUAUCGAAAAUCUUAUUUUAUAGUAAUCUAACAAUUCAAUUCCUUAUUAAUAAUAAACUUAACCCUCAUCAAAUCCUAAUUAAUCAGUCUUAGAAACAUAAAACUCUUAUGAUGUAUCAUAAUCUUUAGAGUUUUCAAGAAUUAUUUCCAAUUCUUAAUUAAAGGAUAUGGAAAUUAGUUCAAAUACUCACAAUAUGAUAAUUAUUGGAGCAAAAGAUAAUUAAUUUGAAAUUAAACCCUUUGAUGAAAAUUUAAAAAAAGACAAAUUCAAGAAUAAAUAAUUGGUAUUUAUUUUCAUAAUAUAAGAUUAAUUCUAAUCUAUUCAUAAUUUAAAAUAAUAAAACUACUAUUCCUGAAUUUGAAAUAGAAGGAAGGUUUUGUUAACAACAUAAUAAUAAACGAAUAGAUAAGAUUUGUGCUGAGAAGGAAUGUAAAGAACUUAAUGAUUUAUUACUAUGUUAAGAUUGUGCAAGGAACCAUAAAGGCCAUACUUUAUAUGAUAUUCCAGAAGUUUUAUAUUUAAUCUAGUAAAAAGACAAAAUCUUAGACAAGAAUGAAACAUUUAUUGGAAGUUUUUAAUGUAGAACAUUUGCAAACUUCAAAAUUUUAAAAUCAAACAUUACUUAGUAAUUAUAAGAAAUUGAAAAUCAGUUAACUUCUGCAUUUAAUAAUUAUAAAUAAUAUCUUUAAGAAAUAAGGAGUAAUCAUAUAAAAGUCUUCGAAUAGCUUUCAACUGGAGGCUUGAGCAAGAUGAUUGAAUCAGUUAAUUAUAUUUUUAAUUAAGGAUUAUUUUAAGAAGGACAUUCAAAUUCUAAUGAAUUACAAUACAAAUAAUUAUUAUCAUAAUUAGAUUCUGCAUAAUUAUCUAUGUAAAAAUUUUAAUAAUUUGCUAAAGAAGGAAUUAAAGAAUUUGUUAAUAUUAAAAUCAAUAAUUUUGAUUUAAAAAUUGAGAAUCAUAAAAUAGAAAAUCUUAAUGACCUAUAUUAUUAAAUCAAAAUAGAUGCUCUGAAAUAAAAAUUUACAAAUAUUCUAGAUUAAGAAUUUUUAUUAUUAAAUAAUAAUAAAGCAAUUAAAUUGAAAGAUAAUUAUUAGAAAAUCAAUUUAAAAAAUGAAUCUUAAAUUUAAGUUAUUUCAUAUGAAGAAAUAUGA